Cantharellus anzutake is the source of this 3648-nucleotide messenger RNA. RefSeq lists its product as uncharacterized. The record is from RefSeq and is a predicted model, not a curated record. Bases 1 to 3648 code for a protein of 1215 amino acids. The transcript is spliced from 9 exons. Lineage: Eukaryota; Fungi; Basidiomycota; Agaricomycetes; Cantharellales; Hydnaceae.
AUGUUGUCCUUUUGGCAGGACAGCAGCAGGCGACUAUCUCUCCCGUCCAUCAUUCGCCACAUCCCUCAAUGGCGUUUCGUGCUGCUUGCCUUCGUAUUCCUUGCAACCUACCAGUUUUUAUCCUUCGCUUCCCUCUCGACAAGAUCAACAAUUGAAGAGACCGAACCAGCACUAUCUCCAUCGAAUGGACGCACCCCAUUUGAUAUGGGUCGGGUCACCGACAGGGUCGCCGCUGGACAUGUCCUGGUCACUGGCGGAGGCGGGAACAUCGGGAAACACAUCGUUCGGCGUCUUCUGUCCGCUUCAACUCCUGUCACCCUUCUCGACGCUACUUGGCGUCCAGACGAACUCCUCCCUUCACUCACAUCCUCCUCCCGUUCCCUUCUCAAAGUCGUCAAGGGUGACAUCCGCAAUACAACGCUCCUAUCCGACAUCCUCACACCUGAUAUCGUCGGCAUCGUGCACCUUGGCGCCGUUUCCCGCGUGCUGCUGUGCCUCGAGAACGAAGCUGACUGCUGGGAUAUCAAUGAACGAGGAACGAAACUUACGUUGGAGGCAUUAUCCAAUUUGAAUGCAAGGGACAAUGGACGCAGAUGGUUCGUACUCGCUUCUUCGAGGGAAGUAUACGGAGAUAUGCCUCCGGGAAAGGAAAAUAUACCAUUCAAGGAGGAUACGGAAAAGAAACCUGUGAAUGCGUAUGGAGCGAGCAAGUUGGCUUCUGAGAAGGCUGUGGAAGCACAUCUAGAGCAAAUCAAAAAGCAGAAGCGCGGCGGGUCGAUACAUGCUAUUGCAUUGAGGUUGUCGAAUGUGUAUGGAAGUAUAUAUGAUCAUGUGGAGAGGUUGCUGCCUUCUAUCGCUACGCAGGCAUUAUCACAUCAGCUUAUACAGAUUUCGGGGGGCGAGCAACACUUUGACCUACUUCAUAUUGACGACUGCGUCGACGGAUUCCUCCUCGCUGUCAAAUACCUAACUUCAUCUCUAUCCGGGCACGCUCCACGCACCUACUUCAACGCGUUUAACCUCGCCUCAGGUUUCUCCGCCCCCGUCUCCACACUCGUUUCCACACUCGUAAAACUCGCACGAUCCAAAUCGCCUAUCCAGUACAUCCCAGGUGACAAUCGUUUCCCAAACACCUAUCGGGGAAGUGCCGAAAAGGCACAAAGAAUCCUGGGUUAUGAGCCUCAGGUCAACGUCGAAGAAGGUCUGGAACGAUUCGUGCGAGCUUUUCUUCAACAAACGGAACAUUACCUUUCGGCAAAGAUAGGAUCGACGUGUGGAAAGGCAUCCCCUUCUAUCGAAGAAAGUUCAGAUGAGAAUCUGAACAAAUUGGAUGGAUGUACGGUUCAUGUGAGUGUGGACAUCCAACGUGAAUUCGCUGGUCUCUUCCCGCCAAAAAGUGGGGAAAGCGAUCAAUGGACGACGGGUACGACCAUGCCUCCUCCCACGCUUCACACGGAUAUCAUCGUUCGUUCGGAUCCCCAACCUGUCAAGGACUUGCGACCGCCUCCUGAGGAACGAGGGGAGGAUCACGUUCGUCCUUAUGGUGGUGCUGACCAUCACAGCAAGGGAGAAAGGGUGCUUAUUCGGAUCAAAGCUUGGGACAAUGGCGAAUGGGUGUUUCUUGGCACGAAAAAGCCAGAGUCAGGGUUUAAAGCAGGCUCUGUGACGCUUCAGAGGAUAAGCGAGAAAGAAUUGGGAAAAGGGGUUGGGGUUGGGGUUGGGGUUGCAUUCGCAGAUUGGGAAUUGGAGGCGAACCCGGAGCAAGGGACAGUUCGACUUGCCGUUCCGGGGACGAAUCUCUUCUUGAAGGGCCCUACGUUUCUUGGGAAGAAUUUUACGUUGGCGGAGAAGAAGGAUGAAGGGGGAGGAAGGGGAAGAGGUGUGGAGGUGAACAACAGGGGAGAAGAGGAGGUUUGGCCUAUGAAGAUCUCGCCAAGCUGUUGUCCCGCACCGGCUCCGUGGCCUUUCUUUCAUGAUAAUCCUAUCGACUAUACGAUCGAGUACCAAAAAACCUCUCUCGACCGUCCAUUCCUAGCUUCCCCGGCUAAAGCCCUUUGUAACCGUCUUCGGCGUGCCAAGAUGAAGGUUACUCAAGAUCUCGCCACGCUCUCCAGCCUUCAACGCAAAAAAACUCACAUCAACAAACUCAGCUCGCACCCAAUAGAUUGGUCUAAUGCAAACUUGCCAGCAUGUUCCAAUGCAUGCGAUCACCCUACAAUCUGCGUAGAUACGGGAGAUUGUCAAUGUGUGCUGUCGACAUGUCCUGCAUCCCAACGUUUCCCCUUUUGGUCCUUUGCUAAUCUUCCAGUUUUGUCCUACCCUCCGCCAUCACUAUCGCCUUCUGAAUUAAAGACUGAAUCGAAAUCCGCUGAAUCGCCACUCGUAGAGGCUGUGAAGCGUUCUUCAUGGCGGAACGUCCUUCGAGCGCAAGCUUCUCGAUUCGUCGGAUUCAACAUCUCCUUUCCUCGAAUAUACGUCGCUCCUUUGUCGAACGAUGAUGAAGAAUGGGUGAAGAAUUGGAAAGAUCAGGAGGGUAGGAUGUACGAUAUUGGAGCAUUGAGAGAGAAGCAUUGUUUGAGUGCUGAUGCUCAGUUGGAGAGGGGUGUGAAGAGGAUGGGCGUUCCGCCGCCGAUCCCUGAUUUUGGUGUUGGUGAGGGUGAAGGAGUUAAGAAGGUGAAAGGAGAGGAGAAUGGUGCUGAGAUAGUGUUCGUACCGCAUUAUGAGGGAAGAUGGAAUAGCGGGAAACGGAUCCAGGGAACGUACGAGCACACUUGGAAGACGGUCCGGGGCUUCGAUGCAUCCAAGGUCAUCAUUCCGUUCACAUUUGAUUGGGGUCUGUGCUUGACCUUUGAAUGGAAUGUUUGGAAACUCCGACGGAAACAUGGACCAAGGUUGUCUCCAAUCCUCAGGUCCACGACGGCGUGGAGCGUGAUGGCCGAUCUAAACUCACCAUGUUACAGACCCCAUCAAGACAUAGUGAUCCCACCUCGGACCUGUUUGUCUAAGCGACUCCUUGAGGCUUAUCCGGAUAUCUCAGAUGUUCGACCCGCCCGCGACAGACGCGUCCUCGUUGCCUUUUCUGGCUCCUUAUGGGGUACGGGUUUCCUCAGUAGGCAGAGAGUGGAAUGCCCCCGCCAUGGGUGGUCCUCUGGCGAGUCAAAGCGGAAACUACAUCUCAACGGUCCUCUGCUGAAGGCUAUAUACCAUGACACUGGGAGUUACGACUAUAUCAACUUGCUGAACGAUACGAUCUUCUGUCCACAGCCUGCUGGUACCACUGGUUGGUCAACUCGUCUCGUAGAUUCGAUAUAUGCGGGUUGCGUACCCGUCAUCAUUGGACGAUCCUCACAUUAUCCAUUCUUCGAUAUGAUCGAUUGGAGCAAGAUUUCGGUGACCGUCGAAUCCUCCGACCUUCCCGAUCUUGAGAACGUCCUCCUGUCGCGGUAUACACUCGAGGAUAUCGAACGGCUGCAAGCGAACAUGAUGCUUGUACGAGAUGCGUUUGUGUACCCUUUGGACGAUGUUAGGCCUGAGUACGCUCAGAAGAGGAUGCUCGAUGAUAGAGGCCCGUUGUACUUUGCGCUGCAAUCGACCCGGAUGAGGAUGAUGAUGCAAUGGCCCGCCGACGACGUGGUGGAUCGGCCAUGA